Molecule: messenger RNA, 2561 nt
Organism: Elgaria multicarinata webbii
Lineage: Eukaryota; Metazoa; Chordata; Lepidosauria; Squamata; Anguidae
Gene: VPS51
Product: VPS51 subunit of GARP complex
Exons: 10
Coding region: 49-2388 (779 amino acids)
Biological process (GO): retrograde transport, endosome to Golgi; endocytic recycling; Golgi organization
Cellular component (GO): EARP complex; GARP complex; membrane
Source: RefSeq, a predicted model, not a curated record
GUUUCCUUCUCCCGGCGGCGGCGGCGGCGGCGGCGGCAGGGCGGCCUCAUGUCUGCGCCUCAGGCCGAGCGGGGCCCGGAGCCGCCGGGCGGGAAGCGCAGGCCGCACGGGAUGCUGAAGCUCUACUACGGGCUGCCGGACCCGACGGCGGAGGCCUCGGCGGGCCCGGCCCGGGGGGAGCAGGGCGGCCCCACCGACAUCAACGGGGCCCACUUCGACCCGGAGGUCUUCCUCAACAAGCUGCGGAAGGAAUGCCCCCUGGCUCAGCUGAUGGACUGCGAGACCGACAUGGUGAAGCAGAUCCGAGCCCUGGACAGCGAUAUGCAAACGCUGGUCUACGAAAACUACAACAAAUUCAUCUCUGCCACAGACACAAUCCGCAAGAUGAAGAACGACUUCAAGAAGAUGGAGGAUGAGAUGGACUGCCUGGCAGCCAACAUGGCCGUGAUUACGGAGUUCAGCGCCAGCAUCAGCAGCACCUUGCAGGAUCAGCACGAGCAGAUCACCAAGCUGUCGGGUGUCCACGCGCUCCUACGCAAGCUGCAGUUCCUUUUCGAACUCCCGGCCCGCCUGACCAAGUGCGUGGAGCUGGCGGCCUACGGGCAGGCCGUCCGCUACUACAGCAAAGCCCGCUCCAUCCUUCACCAGUACCAGCACAUGCCUUCCUUCCGGGGCAUCCAGGACGACUGCCAGAAGAUCAUGGCUGACCUCGCUCAAAGGCUGCGCGAGAAGUUCAGGGAUGGGGGCUCCGGUGCCAAAGACUUGGCCGAGUGCGUGGAGCUGCUGUUGCAGCUGGGCGAGCCGGCCGAGGAGCUGUGUGACGAGUUCCUCUCCCACGCCCGCUGCCGCCUGGAGGCCGAGCUGCAAGGCCUGGAAGCCGAGCUGGGCGAGGGGCAGCAGCUGAGCCCGGCCGGCGACAUCCUGGAGUUCACCGACCGCGGCUGCAACAGCUUCGUCAGCAACAUGUGCCUGGUCAUCGCCUCGUACCACGAGCUCUUCAUCAACCGGGAAGGCGCCCAGGGGAUCGGCCGCAUGGCCCACGACAAGCUGGUGGCCUUCGUGGACGGCCUGAUGGGGCGCUACUUCGGCCUGGUGGAGCGGCGCAUCCAGCUGGAAAAGGGCGUGGGAGACAACUCCCUGCUGGUGCGGGCCCUGGACCGCUUCCACCGGCGGCUCCAGGCCUUGGCCAAGCUCCUGCCGGCCUCGCGAGCGGCCGCCGAGGGCACGGAGAUCGUGGUGCGGGCGGCCAAGGAGCGCAUCCGCCAGUACCUCCAGGCCCUGCAGAGCUUCUACGUGGACUGCCUGACGGACGUGCGCCAGUCGCUGGCCGCCCCCCGCCUCGUGGGCAAGGACAGCCCCAACCUGGCGGAACUGCUGGGCACCAUCUCGGCCUCCAUCCUCAACCAGAUCAAGUCGGUGCUCACCUACGUCCACCUGUUCACGGCCAAGGACAUCACUUUCUCGAACAAGCCUUAUUUCAAGGGCGAGUUCUGCAGCCAGGGCGUCCGCGAAGGCCUCAUCGUCAGCUUCAUCAAAUCGAUCUGCCAGACGGCGCGGCAGUUCUGCGAGAGCACGGGCGACAAGGGCGGGUCCACGCCCCCAGCGCUGCUGCUGCUCCUUUCUCGCCUUUGCCUGGAUUACGAGACCUCCACCAUCAGCUACAUCCUCACACUGACCGAUGAGCAGUUCCUGGUGCAGGACCACUCUCCUGUGACCCCCGUCACCGGGCUGUGCGGCGAGGCCCGUGAGGCCGCCCAGAAGCUGCUGAAUCACUACGUGAAGGUGCAGGGCUUGAUCAUCUCGCAGAUGUUGCGCAAGAGCGUGGAGACGCGGGACUGGAUCGCCACCAUCGAGCCGCGCAAUGUCCGUGCCGUCAUGAAGCGCGUGGUGGAGGACGCCACGUCUAUUGACGUGCAGGUCGGGCUUCUGUACGAGGAAGGGGUGCGGAAAGCCCAGAGCAGUGACUCCAGCAAAAGAACUUUCUCGGUGUACAGCAGCUCCCGGCAGCACAGCCGCUACGCGCCCAGCUACACGCCCAGUGCCCCCAUGGAUACCAACUUGCUGAGCAAUAUCCAAAAGCUGUUCUCAGAGCGCAUCGAUAUCUUCAGUCCUGUGGAGUUCAACAAGGUCUCCGUGCUGACCGGCAUCAUCAAAAUCAGCCUGAAGACUUUCUUGGAGUGCGUCCGCCUGCGCACCUUCGGCCGCUUCGGCCUCCAGCAGAUCCAGGUGGACUGCUACUACCUGCAGCUCUACCUGUGGCGCUUCGUCUCUGACGAGAACCUGGUGCAUUUCUUGCUGGACGAGAUCGUGGGCAGCACAGCCCACCGGUGCCUUGACCCCGUGCCCAUGGAGCAGAGCGUCAUCGAGGUCAUCUGCGAGCGCGGAUAGUACAAGGAGAGUGGUGCGGUCCGGGGACACAUACAUGGACACUGUCUCACUCCCGCAUGUACGCCACGCCGGGCGGGCAGAGGGGACGGAGGAGGCCCUGCAGAAACCCUCCGCAGCCAAGACCUCAAAACUUGGCAGUCGGCUUGAGAUGAAUAAAGAAUAACUUAAUCCCA